Vicia villosa (hairy vetch) is the source of this 588-nucleotide messenger RNA. RefSeq lists its product as uncharacterized. Bases 1 to 588 code for a protein of 195 amino acids. The record is from RefSeq and is a predicted model, not a curated record. Lineage: Eukaryota; Viridiplantae; Streptophyta; Magnoliopsida; Fabales; Fabaceae. The transcript has a single exon.
AUGGCGCGUAUAGCAUAUUUCUUUGGGGCUCCCCAAUCGACAGGCCAACGUAGACGAAAUCGUAUCGAAAUACAGGAGGAACCAACUAUUAAUCAAGUACAUCCACCUAGACAAAAUGUUGUCGAAGGAGAAAUGGGGGCAUUGGUAAAACAACAAGGAGUUCGACAACAAAUCCCUAAAGAACAGCCUAGGAGGGUAGUCGUGGUUAAUAGGGAACAAAAUGUAAAUGAAGUAAUUCAAAUAGUUAGACAAGAUAACAUGGUGGAAGAAAAUAAUCUAAAUACCAUGAUCGAUAGGAUUAUGGCCAAUAAUGGCUUGAAUACAAGGCUUCGACGUCCUAAUUAUACCUCCCCUAUAAUGGAUUUUAUCUUACAAACAGAGUUACCAAGAGGUUCCAAAGUUCCCAAGUUCACAAAAUUUUCAGGAGAUACUAGUGAGUCAACCGUAGAACACAUAGCUCGAUAUUUAACUGAGGCAGGGGAUUUGGAAAAUAGUGAAAAUCUAAGAAUCAAAUACUUCCCUAGUUCAUUAACUAAGAAAGCAUUUACUUGGUUCACCACCUUGCCACCAAAUUCUAUAGAUACAUGA